Plasmodium malariae is the source of this 813-nucleotide messenger RNA. Its product is annotated as Plasmodium exported protein, unknown function. The coding region runs from base 1 to 813 and encodes 270 amino acids. Lineage: Eukaryota; Apicomplexa; Aconoidasida; Haemosporida; Plasmodiidae. The transcript is spliced from 2 exons. The record is from RefSeq and is a predicted model, not a curated record.
AUGACAAGAGAAAACAAUAGUAUAUUAAAUAAUACUAAACUUAGUUAUUAUAACGAGUAUGUGACUAAACGUUUAAUUGCUAGAAAUUAUGUGAUUUCAAACAAAAGCUAUAAGAGGAAAAAAAUAGAUAAAACAAAAUUUUUUAUUAAAUAUUUUUUAUUUACACAUUACCUUUGGAUAUUACUUUAUUCUAACAGUAAUCGUUCACAUUAUGGCGUAUAUGAUGAAGCAAAAGGAAUAAAUGCCACAUUAAUUUUAAGACCUUACAGAUUACUAGUUACAGUUGAUUAUGUUGAGAUUCAAGAACCAGAAGAAACAAAUUCAGAACCAAAUGAAAAAAAAAAACAUGAAUUUAAAUCAGAAAACGAAAUUAAGGAAUUCAGGUCAAAUGGUGAAGUAUCUAAAGACCAUAUGGACAAUGUAGAAAAGAGUUCUAAUUAUAAUGAUAAAAAUGAUGAUACAGAUUUAUAUAGACGAAAUUUAGAUUCAUUAACAGGAAAAACUAUUAAUGUAGAAAUUAAUGAUGAUAUAUUAAAAAAUAAAUGUAGUUUAUUAAAAUUUUACAUGGGCGAUGAAGCAAAUUACACAACAGAUAAAGACCCUUUUUCUAAAGAAAAUAUAGAAAAAAGGAAAAAGAGAAAGAUUAUAACAAUAAUAGAAUAUUUUUAUCGAGGAAUUGCUUUUAUAGCUAUGAUCGCUUUCUUUGCAUGUAUAUGUUUUAAAGCAGAGAAUUAUAUUAUACCUCUAUUUUUUGUUGCAUUUGUACUAUCUUUGUUAAUAUUUUGUAAACCAAAUAGAAGACGCUUUAUAUAA